GAUUUCAUGUAACUCUGUUUGCAGGAUGGUGACAAAAUUCUACCAGCAUAUCCUGGCUUUGGCAUUUGCCGUAAAUGAAAUCAAUGAGAAUCCUGAGAUUUUACCCAAUAUCACCCUUGGUUUCCAUAUAUAUGACAGCUACUACUUUGAGAGGAUGGCAUACCGCACCAUUCUGGACUUGCUCUUCAAAACACAAAGAUUUGUCCCCAACUAUCGCUGUGGCCCAGAGAAGAACUUAGUAGCCGUAAUUGGAGCACUUGGGUCUGAUCUCUCCUUCCACAUGGCAGAACUCUUAGGAGCCUAUAAGAUCCCACAGGUGAGAAACUUAAGGGAGGGUUGAAGGGUUUUGCUUGGUUCUUUGCUACUUAUACAUGUCACAAUCUCUAUUCUUACUAUUGAGAUGACUGUUCUGAAGAGUCGGAGGUAUAAUUAAUGGAAGCAAAGCUUUAUCUGAAAUCGAUGUAGGUCAAAUAGAAAAAUGGUUUCAAGAAAUUCAGGAGAUAAAGAUUACAGUUGUGGAGUACACGGUUCAAAUCCCUGUUUGGCCAUGGAAAUCCAGUCGGUAAUUCUGGGCAAGUCACACUCUCUCAACCCCAAAGGCAGGCAAAGCACCUCCACUCAGAAUAUAUCUUGCGAGGAAACCCUGUAAUAUCUUCCCUUUAGGGAUGUCAGUAGUCAGAAGUGAUUUCAAAGAACACAAAUGCCAUGGAAAGGAUUAUGAGAUCUUACAAAUGAAAUCUUUAUCAUGUCUUACUUCCAGAGGUGGGUGGACCACAGUUCUUUGAAAAGUUGCUCAAUUUAAUUUGCAACCAUAUGAAAGGAAAUAAUUAAAUAAUAAUAAUUUCACUUCACUUAUCGUUUCCUUUAACUGAAAUCAUUGUGCAUUGUCUUUUAGCUUUCAUAUGGAUCAUUUGUUUCUCAAGAGAGUGAAACAGCACACGUUUCUUCCUUCUACCGCAUGGUCCCAAAUGAAUCCCAUCAAUACAUGGGGAUUAUCCAUUUACUUCGUCACUUUGGAUGGACAUGGAUUGGACUUGUGGUUGCAGAUGAUGAAAGUGGAGAUAAUUUUUUGCAGGUCAUGGAGACCUUGUUUACUCAGCAUGGAAUCUGUUCAGCCUUCACACAAAGAUUGCCACGCCAUAGUCGUAUUCCCGAAGAUCAUGAUAACAAUUUUUUGAGAGUACCUGUAGAUAGUAAUGCCAGAGUAUUUCUUAUGCAUGGUGAUGUUAUGGUGGCCAUAUGGAUGAUCACAUUUUAUGUGUUUUUACUUACUGAUGAGAUGAAAGCUGCAUAUUUUGGUAAGCUGUGGAUUAUGACUGCUCAGACGGAGAUUAUUGUAACAGGAAUUACAAAGCUGUUGGACUUUCAAAUCUUUAAAGAUACUAUAUCCUUUGCAGUUCACUCAAAGGAACCGCAGGGUUUCCAAGCAUAUCUUCAGAAUGUAAAACCUAACCAUAUAGAAGGAGGUGGCUUUCUUAAAGAAUUCUGGGAACAGGUUUUUGACUGUUCUUUUCCAAAUCCUGAGGAACCAAUGGAUACUGGAAAUAUAUGUACAUGGGAGGAGAAACUGGAGAUGGUUCCUAACUUGUUUUUUGAAAUGAGCAUAUCUGGUCACAGCUACAGCAUCUACAAUGCUGUUUAUACUGUGGCAUAUGCUCUCCAUGCCAUGGGUUUAUGUAGAGUCAAAUUCAGAAUUAGAAGAGUUGAAUGUCAAGAUCUUCACGCUUGGCAGCUCCAUUCCUUUCUUCAAGCCACUUUUUUUAACAACUCAGCUGGAGAAAUUAUAUCAUUCAAUGAUCAUGGAGAACUGAUUACUGGAUUUGAUGUAAUGAGUCUGGUCUUGUUUCCAAACAAGUCUUUCCUUAAAACCAAAAUUGGAAUAGUGAAUCCCAAUGGUGAUGGUGGAAAGCAAUUGAUCAUUAAUGAGGAUAGGACUGAAUGGCAUGCAAGGUUUAACCAGGUGCUUCCCAUUUCUACGUGUAGUGUUGCCUGUCAGCCAGGCAAUCUAAAGACAAAGGAGGAGGGGAAGAAAUUUUGCUGCUUCAAUUGUCUCCCAUGUCCAGAAGGGAAGAUUUCCAAUACAACAAAUAUGAAAGAAUGCUUUGAAUGCCCAGAAGAUCAAUAUCCAAGCAAAAGCAAAAACAAAUGUGUUCCCAAAGAUAUAUCCUUUCUGUCUUAUGAUGACCCUUUAGGGAUUAGUGCUGCUUCGGUUGCUUUUUCAUUUUUCGUGAUCACAGCUUUGGUGCAAGUAAUUUUUAUCAAGCACCAAGAUACUCCAAUAGUGAAAGCCAACAACCGGGACCUCUCCUACAUUCUCCUUGUUUCCCUUCUUCUCUGCUUCCUCUCUUCUUUCUUAUUCCUCGGUCGACCUGGCAAAGUGAGCUGCUUUUUGAGGCAAGCUGCAUUUGGCAUCAUCUUUUCCGUGGCAGUUUCUUGCAUAUUAGCCAAAACCAUCACUGUGGUUGUAGCUUUCAUGGCUACAAAACCAGGGUCCAACAUGAGAAAAUGGGUUGGGAAAAGACUAGCUAAUUCCAUUGUCUUUUUUGGCACUUCGAUACAAGUAGUUAUUUGUACAGUCUGGCUAGGAAUCUCUCCUCCAUUCCCAGAUUUGGACAUGCAUUCACUAACUGGGCUAAUAGUUGUGGAAUGCAAUGAAGGUUCCUUCAUCAUGUUUUACCUUGUCCUGGGUUAUAUGGGACUACUUUCUGUCAUCAGCUUUACAGUAGCUUUCCUUGCUAGGAAGUUGCCUGAUAGUUUUAAUGAGGCCAAGUUUAUCACAUUUAGUAUGGUGAUCUUUUGCAGUGUGUGGUUGUCAUUUGUCCCAACUUAUCUGAGCACUAAAGGGAAAUACAUCGUAGCCGUGGAGAUCUUCUCUAUCUUAGCCUCAAGUGCUGGACUGCUGGCAUGUAUCUUUUUUCCAAAAUGCUAUGUUAUUUUGUUGAGACCAGAGUUAAACAUCAAGGACAAUCUAAUAAAGAGAAAGAACUGAAGAAUGUGACCUUAUUUUGUUAUAUGUAACACACACAAUCUAUAUGUUCUAAAUUCAUGUGACAGCAAACCAAAGAAU
Molecule: messenger RNA, 3067 nt
Organism: Anolis carolinensis (green anole)
Lineage: Eukaryota; Metazoa; Chordata; Lepidosauria; Squamata; Anolidae
Product: vomeronasal type-2 receptor 26
Exons: 4
Coding region: 959-2989 (676 amino acids)
Biological process (GO): G protein-coupled receptor signaling pathway
Cellular component (GO): plasma membrane
Molecular function (GO): G protein-coupled receptor activity
Source: RefSeq, a predicted model, not a curated record